Manis pentadactyla (Chinese pangolin) is the source of this 1450-nucleotide messenger RNA. RefSeq names its product nudE neurodevelopment protein 1 like 1 (gene NDEL1). The transcript has 10 exons. Gene Ontology annotation, cellular component: kinetochore; centrosome; kinesin complex. The record is from RefSeq and is a predicted model, not a curated record. Bases 169 to 1155 code for a protein of 328 amino acids. Gene Ontology annotation, molecular function: microtubule binding. NCBI's taxonomy places the organism in Eukaryota, Metazoa, Chordata, Mammalia, Pholidota, Manidae. Gene Ontology annotation, biological process: regulation of neuron projection development; chromosome segregation; microtubule nucleation.
CUGACGUGUCGGGGAGGAGCCGGCGCUGAGGUGCGCGGAGUGGAGGUCGGUUCUGCGGAGAGCAGCGGAGCUGAGCUGUUGGGCGGGCCUCUCCAGGCCGGCGGAGCAGAGACGUCGGCCGAACGGCGGCGAACAUGCGCUUUUGACACAUUGGAGACUUUCUUGAUCAUGGAUGGUGAAGACACACCAGAUUUUUCUAGUUUAAAAGAGGAAACUGCUUAUUGGAAGGAACUUUCCUUCAAGUAUAAACAAAGCUUCCAGGAAGCUCGGGAUGAGCUAGUUGAAUUCCAGGAAGGAAGCAGAGAAUUAGAAGCAGAGUUGGAGGCACAGUUAGUACAGGCUGAACAAAGAAAUAGAGACUUGCAAGCUGAUAACCAAAGACUGAAAUAUGAAGUGGAGUCAUUAAAGGAGAAGCUAGAACAUCAGUAUGCACAGAGCUACAAGCAGGUCUCAGUAUUAGAAGAUGAUUUAAGUCAGACUCGGGCCAUUAAGGAGCAGUUGCAUAAGUAUGUGAGAGAGCUGGAGCAAGCCAAUGAUGACCUGGAGCGAGCAAAAAGGGCAACAAUAGUUUCACUGGAAGACUUUGAACAAAGGCUAAAUCAGGCCAUUGAACGAAAUGCAUUUUUAGAAAGUGAACUUGAUGAAAAGGAAUCUUUGUUGGUCUCUGUGCAGAGGUUAAAGGAUGAAGCAAGAGACUUAAGACAAGAACUAGCAGUUCGGGAAAGACAACAGGAAGUAACCAGGAAGUCAGCUCCUAGUUCUCCAACUCUAGACUGUGAAAAGAUGGAUUCUGCUGUCCAAGCAUCACUUUCUUUGCCAGCCACUCCUGUUGGCAAAGGAAUGGAAAAUAGUUUUCCUUCACCAAAAGCUAUACCGAACGGUUUUGGUACCAGUCCACUAACUCCUUCUGCUAGGAUAUCAGCACUAAACAUUGUGGGGGAUCUCUUACGGAAAGUAGGGGCUUUAGAAUUGAAAUUAGCAGCUUGCAGAAAUUUUGCAAAGGACCAAGCAUCACGAAAAUCCUAUAUUUCAGGGAAUGUUAACUGUGGGGUGAUGAAUGGCAAUGGCACAAAGUUCUCUCGAUCGGGGCAUACGUCUUUCUUUGAUAAAGGGCAAGAAAAAGUCAUUUUUCCCACGUUGUUCAUGGGGCAGUAAACGGCUUUGACCCAGCCCCUCCUCCUCCUGGACUGGGCUCCUCGCGCCCAUCGUCGGCCCCGGGUAUGCUGCCUCUCAGUGUGUGAGCGCCCGCCUGCAGGUGGGGGCUCCUGCCCUCCAACAAUCCAGAACACCCACGCCUCACCCCUUGGUGCCUGGGCCCAGCCUGUGCCCCUCCGUCUGCCUCCCUAGGGCUGGCAGAGGGCAGGCUGCAUGCAGUGGCAGCUGCUGGGCAUUGCCCAGCCCCAGGACCUCUGCGCAAUAUCAAUACAGGCUGUUUUCUCUUCUUGCCGUA